AUGGAGACGAGUUGCACGGCAUUGUUUGCGCGUUCUGUGGAGACUGGCCCCCUUCCAACUCGCCUCCCUGUCCCCUUUGUUGCCCUCCCUCUCUCCCCUAAGCCCCCCUACAACUCGCCUCCUCAUCAUCCCCCCAGCACCCCUCCCCUCCUGGAAGGAAGGAAGAGUCAACUCACCCCUCAGUCCGCUUUUUUUCCCUCCCCUUCCCUCCUAAGCCCCCCUCCAACCCGCCUCCUCAUCAUCCCCCCAGCCCCCCUCACCUCCCCUCUUCCUGGGAAGGAAGGAAGAGCCAACUCGCCCCCCGUCCCCUUUGUUUCCCUCCCCCUCCCUCUCCCCCCUACUAAUUCCCCCCUCCCUCUCCCCCCUACUAAUUCCCCCCUCCCUCUCCCCCCUACUAAUUCCCCCCUCCGACUCGCCCCAUCUCUUAUCAUCCAGCCCCCAGCACCCCUCCUCUCCUCUUUUCCAUCGCCCUCCCCUCCUGGGAAGGAAGGAAGAGCCAGCUCACCCUCCUGUCCCAUUUCCGUCUCCCCCUCCCCCCCACUUCCCCUCUCUUCCUACUUCCGCCCUCCCCCCACUUCCCCCCUCUCCUCCCCCCACUUCCCCCCUCUCCUCCCCCAACUGUCAUCACCAUCACCAGAUUCGCGCCGUGUCUCUACUACAAUCCACACCGUGUCUCUGCAGCCGUCAACGUUCCCCCCCUUGCUGCGUCAGCAAGCGCCAGUGCCAGCUCAGACCGAGAUCCGCGGGAAAUAUCUGACUCCCUCGCCCUCGAACCAGUGCGCCAAGGUGCCAUUCUCCUUUCCCCCGAUGUUUGGGGACGUGCGGGACGACCCCCCACCCCACUGGCUCUGUAACCCCCCUCCCUGCUUCUGCUCUUUUCUCCCCCCUCCCCCUCUCCCUCUGCUCUCCGCCCUCCCCUGCCGCUCCCCCUGCUCUUCCCCCCAUCAGUUGCGCCAAGGUCGCCUUCUCCUUCCCCCAAUGUGCGCCAAGGUGCCAUUCUCCUUCCCUCCAAUGUUUGGAGACGUGCGGGACGACCCCCACCACUGGCUCAGGGACGAGAGGCGCGAGAAUCCGCAAGUCCUGGCGCAUUUGGCGGCAGAGAACGCGUACACUGACGCCCUACUGCCUUUGUGUGGUGCUGGCGUUGGGAACGCGAAUGUGUGCACUGAUGCUGAAAACGCGAAUGCUGUGAAGCCACAGAUACAACCGGUAGAGAACGCGUACACUGACGCCAUACUGCCUCCAUGUAGUGAAGGAGACAAGGCGUGUACGGGGGACAAAGGAGAAAUGGCGGGUGGGGGAGAGCGAGAGGGUGUGCCACUGCGCGUUCUACUGCAAGGGGAGAUGAAAGCGCGAGUGAAGCAGGAGGACAGGAGCGUUCCUUUAAGAAAGGGUAAUUUCUGGUACUACACCCGAGAGGAGGAGGGUAAACAGUAUCCCAUUCACUGCAGGAGAGCAGCUGCAGACUCUGCAGUCUCAGCAGCAGCAGCAGCAGCAGCAGCAGCAGCACAAUCACCAUGCGAGCCCAGAGAUUAUUUUUCCGAGAGCAUGGAUGAAGGGGUUUUAGAGGAAAUCGUUUUAGAGGAGAACAGGGAGGCGGAGGGGCGAAGCUUCUUCCACAUUGAUAGUGUUAUUGUGAGCCCAAACCAUGGGUUUGUGGCGUAUAGUAUUGACACGAGGGGGGAUGAGAGGUAUUCUAUCCAUGUGCGGCCUAUUUGCUCUAGCUCUGCUGCUGCUGCUGCUGCUGCUGCUGCUGCUGCUGCUGCUGCGGCUUCAGCAGGACUAUUGUCAGUGCCACCAGAUUCCUCACCAGCUGAGUCAGCAGCAGCUGCAGGAAGAGCGUCAGAAGGAGCAGAAAGAGUGUCAGAAGGAGCAGCAGCAGCAGCAGCAGCAGCAGCAGCAGCAGCAGCAGCAGCAGCAGCAGCAGCAGCGGGGAGAUCUUCUGAAGGACGGUCAAUACCCGCACCAGCAGUAACAGAAGCAGAUGGUUUAGCAGGCACACCAGUAACAGCAGCGGAAGCAGGAGCAGCAGCCGCAGCAGCAGCAGAAGCAGCAGCAGCGGCAGAUACGGAUGUUAUCACGUCAGAGUUUGGUACAAGCGGCGAGGUGUGCUGGGCGGAAGACAACCAGACGCUCUUCUACGUCGCUCAGGACGAAAAAGACCGCCCGUGCUCCGUCAUGCGCCACGUCAUCGGCACGCCGGUCUCUCAGGACGCGCGCGUCUUUUUCGAAAAGGACGAGGCGUUUGACGUGGGCGUUCACCGCACGUCUUCGGACCGAUUUAUUAUGAUAACAUGUGGAUCGGCUGUGACGUCCUUUUUGCUGGCAAUCGAUGUUCAAAGACCGUUCGACCCUCCAAGGCAGCUCGUGCCAAGAGUGCACAACGUGGAGGUGUAUGGGGAUCACAGCGGCUCGCGCUUCUUCCUCCUCCGCCGCUCCCCCCAACUACAGGGCUCGGAGCUCCCUUCUCCCCUUUGCAGCAUCCGCCCAUCCUCUCUCCCCAUUUCUCCCUUCCCCCCCUCGCCUUCCUCAGAACGUGGAGGUGUAUGGGGAUCACAGCAGCUCGCGCUUCUUCCUCCUCCGCCUCUCCUUCAGGAGCCUUUGUGCCCUCUUUUCCUCGCCUCUUCACCCCUGUCCCCUCCGCCUCUCCCCUGCUCUCUCUCACCCCUUAAAGAACGUGGAAGUAACGUGGAGGUGUAUGGAGACCACAGCGGCUCGCACUUCUUCCUCCUUGGUGCCUUCUGGCUCUGGAACUCGCAGCUCCUCGCGCCGCUGCCUGUUGCUGACGCUGCUCCUGCAGCUGAGGCUGUAGAGCCCUCGUUGGUUCUCCCACAUGACCCCAGUGUGAAGCUCCAAUCAGUGACGGCCUUCAAGCGCCACGUGGUCGUGUUUGAGAGGGUGAAGGGGCUACAACGGAUCAGAUCCAUCCCCUUGCGAUCCGACGGCUCUCCUGCACCUGAAGCUGCCAAACUGGUGGAAUUCGAGAAAGCAGCAUACGAGAUCCGAGCCCUCAGAAGCCGGUUUGAGUCGAUGCCAGCGCAACCUAAUUCCCCUUCUCCUUCCUCCUCCACCACCUUUUCCCUCUUUGCACCUUCAACAGGGGUUGAAUUCACCGAAGCAGCAUACGAGAUCCGAGCCCUCAGAAGCCGCUUCGAAUCGCCCCUCCUCCGCUACUCCUUCUCCUCCCUCGUCACCCCCACCACCGUGUUUGAGCGAGACAUGGACACAGACAAACAGGCGGCUAGGAAGGUUGACUGGGUCGGCGAAUCCUUCGACCCCUCACUCUACUCCUCCAGCCGUCUCUUCGCCACGGCAGCAGACGGCACUCAAGUGCCCAUUUCGCUCGUCCAUCGCAACAGCACUUGCAGUGCUGCCACCAACGAACCCCCUUGGCCCAUGCUGCUCUAUGCCUAUGGCGCGUAUGAGAAGCAGCAGCACCAGCAGACGGCACUCAAGUGCCCAUCUCGCUGUGAUGAGACGAUUCUUGAGUCGACUCAAGAAGCAGCAGCACCAGCAGACGUCACUCAAGUGCCCAUCUCGCCCGCCCAUCGCAACAGCCCUUCCAACGCUGCCAACGCUGCCAGUGCUGCCAGUGCUGCCAGUGCUGCCAGCGACCCCCCUUGGCCCAUGCUGCUCUAUGCGUGCCCACGCAUCUCUCUUUCUCCUCUGACCGCUCUCCCUGUCGGGCCGAGGGGUGGCAGUGGCGAUAGAGCAUACCGAGGGGUGGUGGUGGUGAUAGAGCACGUGCCCUCGCGCCUCUCUUUCUCCCCUGACCGUCUCUCCCUGCUCGAUCGAGGGGUGGUUGUGGCCGUAGCGCAUGUGAGGGGAGGAGGCGACUGGGACUAUCAGUGGUACUUGGACGGGAAGCUUCUGAGAAAGCGCAACACGGUGUGGGAUGUGAUUGCGUGUGCCGAGCACCUGAUCAAGGAAGGUCUCACCACUCCAGACCGAUUGGCCCUGGAAGGCCGGUCAGCAGGGGGCAUACCUGUGGGGGCAGCCGUGAACGAACGGCCGGAUCUGUUUCGAUCAGCCGUGGCUGGCGUGCCGUUCGUUGAUGUGCUCUCCACCAUGCUAGACGCCUCUCUACACCUCACCAUCACAGAGUGGGAGGUGGGUUUAGCAGCACUGAGUGGGAGGUUGUGUGUGUGUGGCAAGCAGGAGUGGGGCAACCCACAUGAGGAGCAGUACUAUCACUGCAUCAAGUCCUAUUCUCCUGUCGACAAUGUGAAGCCCCAGGCUUAUCCCAACAUACUGGCCACUGCUUCGCUCCAUGACCAGAGAGUGAACUACUGGGAGCCAGCCAAGUGGGUGGCACGAUUGAGAGAUGCCAACACCAGCAGUGAUUCGGUGGUGCUGCUUCGGUGUGAGAUGGACGCGGGACACUUCAGCAAGACAGGGAGGUUCGAUCGCCUUGCUGACGUGGCGCUCCGCUAUGCCUUCAUUCUCUACACGCUUGGCGUGCACUGA
Closterium sp. NIES-65 is the source of this 4467-nucleotide messenger RNA. NCBI's taxonomy places the organism in Eukaryota, Viridiplantae, Streptophyta, Zygnematophyceae, Desmidiales, Closteriaceae. The record is from the annotation of a GenBank genome assembly.